UUUGACAAUUCAUUCGUUUAUAAUUUGACAGAUGACUCGAACUGUCAGACUAUGGAAUAGGAGUAGGUUAGUAAUAGAAUAAUUAAUAAUGUGGUUGAAUUUUGAAGUCGUGGCAGCAUUUUAAAGAGUAUUAGUUUUUAAUGUGUUAACGGGAUCAACUUUCUUCUUUGACAAACAAAUUUUAAAUUAAUUGCGUAGCCACACUAGACCUACUAGAUUGAGGAAAUGUACGCAAUAAAGGGCAGCAACCGCCCAGACCUCAAGUGUAAAAGCGGGUGUGACUACUAUGGAAAUGUCCAGUGGGAUGGAUACUGCUCAAAAUGCCACCGUGAGCAGAUGCAGCAGAAGAAACUCAGGUCCAGUUUUCAGCGGUCUGACAGGGAUGGAGGUGAAAAAUCUCAAAAAUCAACCAUUACAGGGUUUUCUAAGUUUGAAGAAAAAAAGCGCCAGCAGACGGACAAGAAGAAAACACUACUGAAACUGAAUGUCUUUAGGAAAUCCACUUCUACAAAAGGCAGUGGGAGCGAGGAGGGACAGGCACUCUAUGGGCCCGCUACACCGGAGGUGGAUCGGUUGCGACAAGAGCAUUCCGAGCUGUUCACGCAGGUGGGAAAAGCAGUGGAAGCAGAUGUACACAAGUGCAUACACUCGCUGUACGCACGAUUGAGCCGAGAGGCAGAAGACAUGUCUGUACCUGUUGAUGACCUCUCAGAGCAUACCCAGAACUUUUACCAGGUCUUCACGAAACGGAUGGAUGCCAGUACAGUUUAUCAAAAUGUGAACCAAGAGACAAAGGAACAGCUGCUGGACUAUUUGGAGAAAUAUGCUAUGACUUGCCUGUACCGGCUGCUCUUCUGCCCACAGUCCACCAAUGAUGAAGACAAAGAUCUCCAAAUACAGAAGAGGAUCAGACAGCUCAACUGGGUGAGUGCUGCCCACGUAGACUGUGGCAUCAAUGAGACAGAUCCGGAGGUUCAGGACCGAGUCUAUGCUUCUAUCACUGAACUGUUGGGCCUGGACUCGGCUCGAGCACCACAGGACAAGUUGGCUUGCGUGGUUCGUUGUUGUCGCAACAUCUUCACGCUUCUGCAGCUGGUGGGAGGACCUGCCUCAGCCGACGAGUUCCUGCCUGCUCUUAUCUUUGUGGUGCUAAAGACCAACCCAGCCCGUCUGAAGAGUAAUAUCAACUACAUUACACGAUUCUGCAAUGCUAGCAGACUCAUGUCGGGCGAGGGUGGUUACUGCUUUACCAAUCUGUGCUGUGCUGUGUCUUUCAUCGAGAAUCUCACAGCCGAGAGCCUCAAUAUGGACGAAGAGGAAUUUGAGCAGUUUAUGACCGGGCAGAUCUUUGCCCCCAGCACAUGGGAGACUGCUCUAAUCAUGUGUGAGGGUAAACACCUGAUGAAUGAGCACAAGGCUGUGUUCAAGGAUCUUCAUCACCGGCAGGAUGUCUUCAUGGAGGAGAUAGCUCAGCUGAAGGAGGAGAUGCACAAUUUUGAGGAGACAGUGAAGAAGCGUGUGAAGGACAUUAUAACUCAGUAUCCCUUGGUGGUAAGGCCCAGGAAGACUGUAUUGAGAGGCUUAGGACCCUCGGCCCAGCCUGUGACCUUGGAUGAGGAGGACCCCGCCUGCACCCAGCUACCUCCCCCCAUCAUACCUCAGAUCGUCAACAAGACAGACACCCUUGAGUCUCCGAUGAAGUUCCCCACCUUAUUGUCACCGAUCUCCCCCGAGGCUCAGCUGGCUGCUACACCAGAUCCGACCUUGAACACUAUCAACUAUGACUUUGACCUGUCCGACUUCAGUGCAGACAACAGUGCUGCUGACGAUAUUGGAGAUUUCCAACCUUCUGGAUUACAUUCUGUGGAGACAGCCUCGUUGCAGUCCUUGGACUUUUACACCUACCAUCCUACAGAACCUCCUUCUGGCACUGAGCCCAAGCACAGUUUCUCGGUGUCAGCUGCCCUGAGACCGGUGACCUCUACCGACCAGACGGCGGCUCACACGUCACUGCUGGACAAGUCGGAGUCACCUUCAGAUACAGGUCACGCCCUCCCCUCUCCCCUCAAGCCGAUGCCAGCCUCCUCUGAGUACCAGGGUUUCUCCACGCAAGGCUGGCAGAUCCAAAGUAUUCCGUGUGAGACUGGCGUGACACCUGCUCCUGCUCCGCCCAAGUCCAAGUCCAAUGACAAGAUAGUGAAGGCGCUGGGAGGACUCAUGGACACGUUUGACAACCUGCUGUAGCCAACUAUUCACAACUUGUGUGAUGCUGAUUAUACCAAAAAUAUGGAUUAAAGAAUACAGUAUGUUAUGAUUUAUUAUCA
Molecule: messenger RNA, 2324 nt
Organism: Homalodisca vitripennis (glassy-winged sharpshooter)
Lineage: Eukaryota; Metazoa; Arthropoda; Insecta; Hemiptera; Cicadellidae
Product: rab5 GDP/GTP exchange factor-like
Exons: 14
Coding region: 226-2244 (672 amino acids)
Biological process (GO): vesicle-mediated transport
Cellular component (GO): cytosol; endocytic vesicle
Molecular function (GO): zinc ion binding; small GTPase binding; guanyl-nucleotide exchange factor activity
Source: RefSeq, a predicted model, not a curated record